Molecule: messenger RNA, 2815 nt
Organism: Bactrocera dorsalis (oriental fruit fly)
Lineage: Eukaryota; Metazoa; Arthropoda; Insecta; Diptera; Tephritidae
Exons: 6
Coding region: 639-2627 (662 amino acids)
Biological process (GO): anatomical structure morphogenesis; regulation of transcription by RNA polymerase II; cell differentiation
Molecular function (GO): RNA polymerase II cis-regulatory region sequence-specific DNA binding; DNA-binding transcription factor activity, RNA polymerase II-specific
Source: RefSeq, a predicted model, not a curated record
UACUAGCCGUUACUAGCCGUUGGCCGAAAGAUAGUAUACCACGGCUGGUCAUAGACAGUACACGUUUUUAUUUUCUAAGAUCUGCGUCGUGCUUUAACUUAUUUUUUGGAAAUUUACAAGUGACUUUGUUUUAAAAUUUGGUGUCUGACGCAUUUACCAAAAGACUGCUUCGAAAAGCUUAAUAAUUUCGCCAAAAUCCAAUGUGAAAAUAGAUGAAAUCGGCCCGCCCACUCCCCAUAUAUUGGUAAUGUUAAACACAAUCGCGAUAAAUCAAUAACUAAAUACGCAAGAGGCAUUACAUUUUACACCCGAUAUGGUAUAAGAAAGCUUUAUACGAGCCGGUGAAAAAAUUUAACGAUGGGCGUGGCAUCACCGACUAUUAGCGAACAACCUCUGAAACUAUCAUCAAGAUUAGUUCAGCCGUUCUCGAGCAUUAGCGUUACUAUCAAACAAACAUUCAUUCAAUUAUAUGGGGAAAAAGAAAAGGGCUGUUUUUAGGAGUUCUCCGGCAAUUAUUCGCUUUUUUCUGGCCAUAAAAACCAUCUUUGAACCACAACGAAUAAAAAAAAUUGGACAAAUUGGUCAUUUUUAUAUAUAUGAUAAUUGUAUACUACAAAUUUAAAAGCUGAUAUAAUAUAAUGGCCUUAAUCAAUAAUAGUAGUAUGAAUGAAUCUGAUGAAGAACGUGACCUUACCAGCUUAUCUUGGUUAAUGGAGUUACGAAAUCAAAAUUUUAGCUGGACAAAUGACAUGCAAGAGAUAAAUUUAAAUGGCGAUGAAAUGAGUAAUCGACACAACAUAAAAUGGUCUCACGAAGCUAGUGGAGGACAAAAAGAUGCGUAUGAUAAAAUAAGUAUGUUGAAAAAUAAAGACAAUUCCAACGACAAAACCAAUUAUGUUUCCAAUAAUGAUCAUAUUGUGCCAGAAAAAAGCAAUGGAACACUGUUUAAUGAAUUUGAUAAACAACAAAAAGAACAUAGUUCAAGCAGCGAUAUUGAUAAAAAUAUAACUAAACGAAAUUGUAUUGGUAAAUCCAUUGAAAAAACAUGUAGAAAAUCGUUUAAAGGAAUGUACUUUCAACAGCAGCAAUUAAAAGUGCAAAUAAAACGAGCUACCCCAAUCGAGCGCUAUGAAAUAUUUAUGGAAAAAGUUAAAAGAGUAUUUGUAGAAUAUCAGAAAUCGGCAAUUAACUAUCAAACGGACACAACAGAAAAGCCGCCAUUUAAUUACUCUCAUAUAAUCGGUAUGGCAAUGUUGGAAAAUGGACGAGUGACAUUGCAGCAAAUAUGUUCUUGGAUAGAAACAAAAUUUGCUUAUUUUCGGGUUAGAAAAAAAUGGAAUAAUUCCAUAAGGCAUAAUUUAUCGCUACAUCAUUGUUUUCGUAAAGUAGACCGUACAAAAUUUGAGAAAGGUAAAGGUGGUUAUUGGGAACUGGGUGUUGAUCCUCGUAAAUGCGACAGGAAGCGUAUAAGGAACAGAAAAAAUGCACAGCAUAAAAUUAGACAAAUGCAUCAUCAAUAUCAACAUCAACCGCAAAAAUUGCAAAAACAUUCGUUAAGCAAAAAUAAAAAUAAAAUUACACAGGAAACAAAACCUAUGGUUGUGCUUAAUCGACAAAGCCCGAUAAACAUAUCAUAUAAAGAAUUACAAAAACUACAAACUGGAAGCUAUUAUAGUGAUUGUGCUCAACAACAAGUUAACGAAAUACACACAGUUUGUCCAGGCAAUUCUAGCAGCGCUCUUAAGGCCGAUCACGCCACCGGUAGGCAUUUGUUGCUUGACGAGCUCGACAUUCAACAAAACAUCGAUGUUGUCAGCUGUUGCCAACAGUCACAACAGGAGCAUAAAAUAUUUAUUACAAGUACGGCGGAAGAAUUCCCGGCAACAAUUAAUAAUGAUAAUAGUCCCAAAACUAUUGAAUUACUACAGAAUAGUAAGCUACAACAAUAUCAGCUCGGUACAAUUAUAAUUAGUGCACCCACCGCAAAAUACGGUAACAUUUCCGAUUUCGCUGCUUCAACGGGAUCUAUUAACUGUAUCAUUAAUGGCGACUAUAUUGAUGACAAAGCACAUACAUUACAGCAGAAUUUCAUCUGCAUAAAAGGCGACGAUAUACAAACCACAUGCGAGAAUGUAACCUCAUAUGCGGAUAAAGAUGUAUUAUCUGAAAAAUCUUCAAAACCUAAAUCGAAUUGUAAGUGGAAUGCAGACAAUCCUCACACCAAUACAACAGCUACAUUUACACCAUUUAUUCCAUAUUCUGCAUCUACGAGCAAAUAUGUUCCAUCAGUCUUUAUUAACAGCGUCGAGCAAGAAAAUCACGUUUUAAUUUCCCACUCAAUAAUGCCAAACGUUGUCGUUGAGCAACUGUUGCAGCCCUCUGGAUUACAAUACGCACUUACUCCCUCUAUGGCUACAACAGAAGCGACUAUAGUAACGCCACAAGUUACUACUAAUGGGAUGAACAAUAUAAAUUCAGAGCAAAAUAAUCAACAAUUACUAGCGAUUGACAGUAUACGUCCAUACAUUGACGGCAUAGAAGAGGCAUUUCAAUAUCUACGCAGCAUGGAUAACAAUCGGGAAGAUCUGUUAGAUAAUUUCUUAGAUAUCUCUGUGAGUGACUACUAAACUCAAUUACUCGAUUAAAAUUUCAUAGAUUCGAUUAAAUAUUCAUAGAUAAUUAUUUCCAAAUAACUACAUAAGUUGGUAACUAUGGAUACCAAUGUUAAUACAAUUGCUUUAUAAUUGACUCCAAAAUAAUAAAACCACAAAUAAAUAUCUACAUAUAAUAUAAUGUUAUUGACGUAUAAUCAGAA